CAGAGUGAGAGAGUGUGUGUGUUUGUCUCUCUCUCAUUUCUCCAGGUCAGGUUGGAGGCGGCAGGUGGUCGGACCAGUGUGUGUGUGUGUGUCCGUGUGUGUCCGUGUGUGUGUGGAUGUUCAGCGGAUGUUCCUGCGCAGGUUUGUUCCCUGCACCGCGGUGAGUGAGGCUGCUCGGGUAGACUCGGGAUGGCGCAGGAACCGGAGGGAGACAACCGGCUCCUGCAGGACGAGCUGGACAGAGCGGGGAACGGGACGUGCGCCGACUGCGGCAACCCAGAGCCGGACUGGGCGUCGCUGACGUUGGGCGUGUUUGUUUGCCAGGCCUGCUCGCUCCUUCACCGAAGCAUCCCCCACAUAACCCGCGUAAAGUCUGUCCAGGACACGUGGGAGGCCAGCGAGGUGGAGUUAAUGGCUGCUAUGGGAAACAAUGCAGCCAAGGCCAAAUAUGAGCAGAAGGUUCCUGCUUUCUACUACAGACCAACACACACUGACUGCAAGCUGUUGAGAGAGCAGUGGAUCCGAGCCAAGUACGAAAGGAAUGAGUUUGAGUUCAUCGAGAAACAGGAACCUUAUUCUGCAGGGUACCGAGAGGGGUUUCUAUGGAAACGAGGAAGAGACAACGGUCAGUUUCUCAGCCGAAAGUUCAUCCUGUCAGAAAGGGAGGGAGCGCUGAAGUACUUCAACAAGCAGGAUGCCAGGGAUCCCAAGGCGGUGAUGAAAAUCGAGACGCUCAACGCCACCUUUCAGCCGGCCAAGAUCGGCAACCCCUGCGGCCUGCAGAUCACCUACCUGAAAGACAACAGCACAAGGAACAUCUUUGUCUACCACAGUGAUGCUAAGGAGAUGGUCGACUGGUUCAAUGCUAUCAGAGCAGCCAGGUUCCACUACCUGCAGGUGGCUUUUCCUGGAGCAAGCGAUGAGGAGCUGGUUCCCAAACUGACCAGAAACUUCAUGAGGGAAGGCUUCAUGGAGAAAACAGGCCCAAAGCACACAGAGGGCUUCAAGAAGAGGUGGUUCACUAUGGACGACAGGAGACUCAUGUAUUUUAAAGACCCUCUGGAUGCAUAUGCCCGUGGCGAGGUAUUUAUCGGCAGUAAAGAGAACAGCUACACCGUCAUGGCCGGCUUGCCCCCGACCACGCAGGGUUACCACUGGAACCACGGCAUCACCAUAGUCACGCCGGACAGGAAGUUCCUGUUUGCCUGCGAGACAGAGGCCGAGCAGCGGGAUUGGAUAGCGGCCUUCCAGAGGGUCAUCAAUCGACCAAUGAGGCCACAGGAAUAUGCAGUGGAGGCCCAUUUCAAGCACAAGCCUUGAAACCUGCGGGGAAACCACAACUCCAAAAAGAUCCCAAAUCGAGUCUUAGUCAGAUCAGAGACGACCCCGGCGUGUGACCACAGACCAUGACGGGGCAAGGUGGGGUGGGGGAAGUGGACGUGUAGGCAUUUUGAGAUGUGCAGAGAUAAGAAAAGCUGAUGAAGAAAAAGAAAAUAAGGAGAAAACAACACUCCAGUCUAUGUGUAGGAAACUCAAACUCUAAAAAGGGACUCGUGGCCCCUCAUGGGGUGAAACGCUGGUGGUCUGAGGCCAAAGGGUAGGUGAUGUCAUCCCUAUUGCGCUGAGUGACCCUGUGCUAUACGUUACCAUGCCAACCACCCCCCCCCAUCCUCAGCCGGGUGGGCCAUCCAGUCCCCUUCAACAACCUCCUUUCGUCUCGUGAAUGGUGCAUUCUACCUGUAAUCUAAUGUAAUUAUGUAAUCUAGAGUCAUUUCACUGGUUGCUUAACAGAGACCGUGUAUUGUUAAUUUAUUGAAUGUACAGUUUUGAUGACAGUGGCUUACCGUGAGCGUGGAAUCGUGACGUUUUCGUUGAGGACGCUGUGUGGUGGAACCUCUGGCACUGACACCCUGAUAAACCUGAAUCUACAAAGUGCUGUUAACAACAAAUAUGCAUAAAAACACACACAAACUCUCAGUGAUCACCGUCGCUGUUAAUGUAGCUGGAGGCGACUCAUCUGCUUCCAGACAGGGUUCUUUGAAAACCUCAAUCCGACAGCUGUUCUCUUUUUUAUUUGUACUGUUGAAGAUACCGAGUCAUCGUAGACCGUGAUUGCUGCUUUAAAGGAUUGUAAUGUGAUAGGAUUGUAAUUUAUAUAACACGUCUACAACUGUUGUAUUUACUUUUUGCAUCUUGUUUUAAAGGACACAUUGUUGUGUUGAUCCAUAUCAGUGCUGGUUUGUUUCAUGAUCAAAAUCUUAACAUCAAUACAGAUGAGUCUGAAAUCAAGUUGCAAGUGUCUGAUUUGUGUUCAAACCAAUGUUGAAGACAUUUCAGUCGAGUCUUCAGUCCCCUGGGAUUGAUGAUGAUU
Molecule: messenger RNA, 2371 nt
Organism: Paralichthys olivaceus (Japanese flounder)
Lineage: Eukaryota; Metazoa; Chordata; Actinopteri; Pleuronectiformes; Paralichthyidae
Product: arf-GAP with dual PH domain-containing protein 1
Biological process (GO): positive regulation of GTPase activity
Cellular component (GO): plasma membrane; cytoplasm; intracellular membrane-bounded organelle
Molecular function (GO): phosphatidylinositol-3,4,5-trisphosphate binding; GTPase activator activity; phosphatidylinositol bisphosphate binding
Source: RefSeq, a predicted model, not a curated record